UAGCCCGGAAGGAAGCGGGUGUGUGUUGCGUCUGCGCAGUGCUUCUGGUCGCCUGUUCGCCUAGCGUGGCUGCUUUUUCUAACAGUGAGGGCUGCCUCGCGUGGGCUUCUGCGGCGCGCGGUGCUCACGGGCUAUGUCCUGGCUCUUUGGCAUCAACAAGGGCCCGAAGGGAGAAGGCACGGGGCCUCCAUCGGCCUUGCCGCCCGUGCCACCUGGGGCUGAGGGGGGUCGGCAGCCCUGCUUUGCCGGCCAUGCCAAAGAGGCACUGAGUCUUGCACAGAUGCAGGAGCAGACGCUGCAGCUGGAACAACAGUCCAAGCUCAAGGAGUACGAGGCCGCUGUGGAGCAGCUGAAGAGUGAGCAGAUCCGUGUGCAGGCUGAGGAGAGGAGGAAGACCCUGAGUGAGGAGACGCGGCAGCACCAGGCAAGGGCCCAGUACCAGGACAAGCUGGCCCGGCAGCGCUAUGAUGACCAGCUGAAGCAGCAGCAACUUCUCAAUGAGGAGAAUUUACGGAAGCAGGAGGAGUCCGUGCAGAAGCAGGAGGCCAUGCGGCGAGCCACUGUGGAGCGGGAGAUGGAGUUGCGGCACAAGAAUGAGAUGCUGCGUGUGGAAGCAGAGGCACAGGCCCGGGCCAAGGCGGAGAGGGAGAAUGCAGACAUCAUCCGAGAGCAGAUCCGCCUGAAGGCCGCAGAGCACCGCCAGACAAUCCUGGAGUCCAUCAGGACAGCUGGCACCCUGUUUGGUGAAGGAUUCCGUGCCUUUGUGACCGACUGGGACAAAGUGACAGCCACGGUGGCGGGCCUGACGCUGUUGGCUGUUGGGGUCUACUCUGCCAAGAACGCCACUGCCGUUGCCGGCCGGUACAUUGAGGCCCGGCUGGGGACCCCGUCGCUGGUGCGGGAGACCUCGCGCAUCUCCGUGCUGGAGGCGCUGAGGCACCCUGUCCAGGUCAGCAGGAGGCUGCUCAGUAAGCCCCAAGAUGCACUGGAAGGAGUCGUUCUCAGUCCCAGCCUGGAGGCACGGGUGCGGGACAUUGCCAUAGCAACAAGGAACACCAAGAAGAACAAGAGCCUGUACAGGAACAUCCUGAUGUAUGGACCACCGGGCACUGGCAAGACACUGUUUGCCAAGAAACUGGCACUGCACUCAGGCAUGGACUACGCCAUCAUGACCGGUGGGGACGUGGCCCCUAUGGGGCGUGAGGGUGUGACUGCUAUGCACAAGGUCUUUGACUGGGCCAACACCAGCCGGCGAGGUCUCCUGCUCUUUGUGGACGAAGCAGACGCCUUCCUAAGGAAGCGGGCAACCGAGAAGAUCAGCGAAGACCUCAGGGCAACCCUGAACGCCUUCCUGCACAGAACGGGCCAGCACAGCAGCAAGUUCAUGCUGGUGCUGGCCAGUAACCAGCCCGAGCAAUUUGACUGGGCCAUCAAUGACCGCAUCGAUGAGAUGGUCUGCUUUGCCCUGCCGCGGCACGAGGAGCGUGAGCGCCUGGUGAGAAUGUAUUUUGACAAGUAUGUUCUUAAGCCAGCCACGGAAGGAAAGCAGCGUCUGAAGCUGGCCGAGUUUGACUAUGGGAAGAAGUGCUCCGAGGUUGCCCAGUUGGCGGAGGGCCUGUCAGGCCGUGAGAUCGCUCAGCUGGCCGUGGCAUGGCAGGCCAUGGCAUACGCCUCUGAGGACGGGGUCCUCACUGAGGCCAUGAUGGACACCCGCGUCCAGGACGCUGUCCUGCAGCACCAGCAGAAGAUGCAGUGGCUGAAAGUGGAGGGACCCAGUCCCAUGUCCACAGUGACCGUGCCAGGCCCUGACACUUGACCAGCAACCCCCUCCUGCCAGGGUUGCGCUGCAGGCCCCAGGCCAGCUGUGGGCAGCGGUGUAGUUGGGGCUCCCCCGCCCCUACCCUCCCUCUGUGGGUGCUGCUGGGGAGGAACAGGCCUUCCCUGUGUUCAGGACACUUGCCUAAGCAGGGAGGUGGCCAUGUACUGUGGCCAUGGCCCGUAGUCUGACCAAGACCAAGCAGCUGCCCAUCUGGCCUGGCUGGACAUUUCCCCCGCCCACACAUGCUUAUGCCAUUGAGCCUGGCCCACACCCAGGGCAGAUAUGGCUGUGGGCAGCGGUGCCAAGUGCUCAGUGAUCUGCUGCCUGCCUGGGGCUGCAGCUGAG
Fukomys damarensis (Damara mole-rat) is the source of this 2164-nucleotide messenger RNA. RefSeq names its product ATPase family AAA domain-containing protein 3. Bases 134 to 1816 code for a protein of 560 amino acids. NCBI's taxonomy places the organism in Eukaryota, Metazoa, Chordata, Mammalia, Rodentia, Bathyergidae. Gene Ontology annotation, biological process: mitochondrion organization. Gene Ontology annotation, cellular component: mitochondrion. The record is from RefSeq and is a predicted model, not a curated record. Gene Ontology annotation, molecular function: ATP binding; ATP hydrolysis activity; zinc ion binding. The transcript has 17 exons.